UUCCCACCUCUUUUUAAACCCUCCACUCCACUCUCCUUCUUCACCAUGAACUGAAUCUUGAUCUCGCCGGCCGGAAUGUCGAUGUUGAACUUACUCGAUCUCCUCCGAUCUCAGCCGCUGCUGAUGGCCGCCGCGAACCCCUUCUGGCCCGCCCUCUCCCAUUUCUUAACCCUCUCUCUCUUGGGCUUCGGAGCUCUAAAGGUGACCAGAACCAGAACCUCCUCCCCACCAAACCACCUCAACUUCUUCUUCACCGCCGUCUCCGCCGCCACCGUCUCGAGCAUGUCCACCGUCGAAAUGGAAGUCUUCUCCAACGCCCAGCUCCUCAUCGUCACCCUCCUCAUGUUCCUCGGCGGCGAGGUCUUCGUCUCCGCCGCCGCCUUCCACCUCUCCCGCCGGUUCUCCAGCUCCGUUAAAAAUCCGACCGGACCGGCACGGUCCAUCGACUCGGAGUUGGAAAUUGGCCAUGGCCGGUCCAUGACGGUUACUGACGAGUUCGUUAAUCACGAAAAAUCCACGGCGCUUCUGGGGCGCGUGGUGGUGGGAUAUCUUCUGGCGGCGAAUCUGAUUGGUUCUCUGUUCGUGUUCUUGUACGUGACUCUGGUUUCACGUGCGAGGCACGUGCUCGAGAGCAAGGGCAUCAAUUUGGUGACGUUUUCAAUUUUCACCACGGUUUCCACUUUUACCAACUGCGGAUUCAUACCCACUAAUGAAAAUAUGAUCGUCUUUAAGGACAGUUCUGGAAUUUUACUGGCUCUCGUCGCCCAGGUGCUCCUCGGCGGGUGUUUAUACCCGGCAGGUCUCCGGUUAGUGAUAUCGGGGAUGACGAAGGUGACGGGGAAGAAGGAGUUGAGAUACAUAUUGAACAAUUACUCGGAGAUGGGUUAUCCACAUCUCUUGUCGGGGGUUCGGUGCCGGUAUCUGGCCGGAACAGCGGCGGGGUUCGUAAUUUUGCAGAUGAUAAUCUUCUGCUCGCUGGAAUGGAACUCGGAGGGAUUGUGGGAUGGCCUGAAUCCGUACCGGAAGACGGUGGCGGCGCUUUUUCAGGUGACCAACUCUAGACACACCGGAGAAUCGGUGGUGGAUAUCUCCGUCAUCUCGCCGGCGAUCUUGGUGCUCUUCGUUGUCAUGAUGUAUCUCCCCCCAUACACAACUUUUUUACCUAUGAAGAAUAAAGAGAUGGAUUCAGUGGGAAAUGGGAAGGGCAAAAGGCAACACUUAGUGGGAUUCUUGAAAUUCUCACAGCUCUCUUAUUUGGCCAUCUUCAUCAUUCUCAUAUGUAUCACAGAGAAACAACAGCUGAGAGAUGAUCCUCUCAACUUUACUGUGCUCAACAUUACCCUAGAAGUCAUCAGUGCAUAUGGUAAUGUUGGCUUCUCAACUGGCUAUAGUUGUAAAAGACAGCUUAAAGCUGAUGGCUCUUGUAAAGAUGCAUGGUAUGGAUUUGUUGGAAGAUGGAGUGGAAAGGGAAAAUUUAUUCUCAUUCUCGUCAUGAUCUUUGGAAGAUUGAAAAGUUUUAGUAUGCAUGGUGGUAGAGCUUGGAAAUUAUCAUAGUUACCCAAAGAUUUCACUUCAUUACUUGUAAUUGUGUUAGAAGAUGGCAACUUUUUUCUUUUUAGGUAAUAUAAUGUAAGUUUGACCCUUGAUUUUCA
This is a messenger RNA of Momordica charantia (bitter melon), 1652 nucleotides long. RefSeq names its product sodium transporter HKT1. Lineage: Eukaryota; Viridiplantae; Streptophyta; Magnoliopsida; Cucurbitales; Cucurbitaceae. The record is from RefSeq and is a predicted model, not a curated record. Gene Ontology annotation, cellular component: plasma membrane. Gene Ontology annotation, biological process: transmembrane transport; monoatomic cation transport. Gene Ontology annotation, molecular function: sodium ion transmembrane transporter activity.